CGUCAUCAUUCCGCGACAACUGCAACCGUAAACAGAUACCUGUUGACUGCAGUUGGGGUUUAGCGCUUUGGUAACGGUCAGAAGAGAAUGACAAACCGUGUGUAAAAUGCUGCAACCAGAACUGGUCCAUUUUCUGACCGAGGACCGUGUGUCAGUAAAAAGAUGCGAUGAAGACUGUCCGACAGGAGGCACACAGGAGGUGAGGCAGAGUGAAGCUGUGGAGGAAAAUCCCUUCAGCUUUACCCCGCAGCUCAUCCGCCUGCAUAAGGACCAUGAACUGUUUGAGGAUGGGGAUAUUCAUAGACACAUGUAUCUUCAAGACUUCUGUGUGGCAGAAGCAGAAGACGAACCAGCACUCAGCGUGUCAGAGUUUGCCUGUCACAUCUCUGGCUGUAGUGCAGUCUUCGGCACUUUGGACGAGUAUGAGCACCACUACAACUCCCUGCACAGACAUGUGUGCUGCUCCUGCCGUCGCUCCCUGCCAAGUGCCCGACUACUAGACAUUCACAUUCAGGAGUGGCAUGACUCUCUUUUUGCUGUCCUCUCUCAGAGGCAAGAUAUGUACCAGUGUUUAGUGGAGGGCUGUGGACAGAAGUUCAGGACUAGUAAACACAGGAAGGACCAUCUAAUAAGAAUACACAAGUAUCCUCCAGACUUCAGAUUUGAUAAAACCAAAAAGGACAGAGGAACCCAAGAGACAAGGAGACAGCAGCAGAAAGACACAGCCAUGGAGGUGGUGGACGAUGUGUGUGAGUCCGAGGGUGUGUGUGAGGUUAUGUGUGGCGUGCUGUCCGACCAACCCGAGCACAGGGAAUCCAUGGAGACGCAUGUGUCCGAGGACGAAGCCGUGCACAUGGCAAAGUCUGUAUCUGAGGAGCAUGCAGAUCCUUCUGCUGCAGUUCACGGCGUGGGGAAUACAAGCAUCGAGCCACCAAAACCACGCUUCUCCUACAGGGUCCCUCCAACCGUGUGCUUCGGUCACGGCUCCGUCCGCGGCUUCAGAGGACGACGGGGAAGGAGGAAAUGAAACACCAGAACUGAGCCUCCUGCCUUUUAAGGUGUAAAACCUUUUUGUAACAGUAUGUUUAUAUGUCACUUGUAACUUGAAAUAAAA
This is a messenger RNA of Scatophagus argus, 1114 nucleotides long. It is a transcript of the gene znf511, whose product is annotated as zinc finger protein 511. The record is from RefSeq and is a predicted model, not a curated record. NCBI's taxonomy places the organism in Eukaryota, Metazoa, Chordata, Actinopteri, Scatophagidae. The transcript has 6 exons. The coding region runs from base 107 to 1027 and encodes 306 amino acids.